AUGUCUCCUCUUCAAGAGCUUGAGGGCGGUGAGAGGUUGAAGCAGAAGACCAAGAAGAACAAAAUCGGCCAAGGGCAGGUGGAGGGUCCGGGAAGUGGCACGAGUGGCACGAGUGGCUCAACGGUGGCCUCUCGCUUCCUUGAAGCCUCCAGCUCGAAUUCCAUCGUGCAGGCAGCUCAGUCGGUGCACAUCUACCCAGAGGUGAGUUCAGUGAGGCCAGCCAGAUCCAGAGAAAGCUGGCAACCUCAGGUUCCAUGGCUCCGAGACGAUUUUGAGAAGCCUCGGAACGAAGAUGGGAGGGGAAAGCAGCGGAACGCGAGAAGUACCCGAAAUCAUGAGAGGAAGGAGCAGAAGCACGACACCUGGGUUCAGCAAGAAUGGCAGCACUGGCAGAGCCAGAGUCAGCACAAGGAGUGGCAGAGGCCUCGACCCAGCUACGAGCCGAAGAGGUCCGAGACCAGUUCUCCUCAUUCAGACUGGAGCGGCUAUGUCCAAGUCUCGAGCGAUGGGCUUCUCAAUAUUCGGCUGGCAAGGCUGGGCCUCAAUGUGCAGUCGCUGAAGAGCUUUUGCGCGUGGCUCCCGACGGAGCUGCACCGCCUGAAGCAGGCGAAGGCUCGCAGACUCUACGUCUCUACGGAUGACAUCGUGCUGGCUCAUGAUGUAGACCUCUCACAGAAUGACUUGGACGACGAGGCCAUGCGGAUCCUCCUCUUAACUCUAAAGCAAGCCAGAGUUGUUAUUGGUGUGGCCAAGUUCUACCAGAACAGGUUCGGCUGCCGCAGUGCCAUCCUUUUGUCACAGUGGAUUCGCUCCGCACCGUGGGCACUCUUCGAGCUUCACCUCUCCCACAACAACAUAAAGACGGCAGGAGCCCUGGAGCUCAUCAAGGCCAUCGCCGAAACAAAGAGCUACCCCUCGGCGCGCCCGGGAAGCAAAAACUGGCCCUUGCCGCUUUGGCUGCGAUUGGAGCACAAUGACAUCCCGGAGGCAGACUGUUUUGAACGGAAGGCGGAGCUUUGCCUUCAGGCUGCACGACCAGAAGCGAAAGGAAAGCUAAUUUGUUGGUUUGUACCUAAGAACCUGGUGGGAUGCAGAAGUGACAAUUGCGGCCAUUCCACUGCGGACCAUUGCCCGGUGAUUCACAUUCCGCACUUGCGUCCGGAGACGAGGAAAGGCAACGCUCCUGCACGCAUGGUUCCCGAUGCAAAGAUGGGGAAGCAGCGCCUCACUGAUCCUUCAGCGGGCAAGCUGGGCAAGCAGGUCAUCGCGCAGGUUCCCGGCGCAAAGCUUGAGGAGCCGGACAUCGAUCCCCCAUCACUCGCCAAGGAGGCGGACACAACUGACGCCGUUGUGGAAACCUUGCCCGACAUCUUGCAAGAAGGCUCGCAAGAUACCACCGCGAGCUCCAGUGAGAACGCCGAGCCACCGACCGCUCCUUCCGGGCCGCAGUGUUUCACGACUGGGGAUUUCCGCACGUUGCCCCCAGAUGGAUGGUGCCAGAUCCACUCUGCCUUUAUGCAGAGAUCACCCCCCAGAACCAACCAGCCGGAGAAGCAGAAUCGAAAGAAGCGAAAGAAAAGAGCUUGGCGCCUAAGAUACCUUCUGCACCGCACCGCGCACCACAGCGACAGCGAGAGCAGCUCGUCGAGUUGUGCAAGCAGCAGCACCAGCAGCAACAGCUCCAGCAGCACCGAUGGUGGCGAGAUCGGAAGCUUCAAGCGCCAGAGACAGCAGGUCCAGCAGCAGUGGAAUCUCCUGAAGGGAAGGCCGUCGAACUUCUCGCCACCCUUGGACAGUGCAGAUAGCCUGCAUGGCCCAAAGCCGACGCAGCCGCAGCCGGAGCCGGAGCGGCGCGGGGAGCUGCUGUGGUUCGAUGCACCAAAGAAGUACCGGGCCUUCGCCCUGGCUCCAGCUUUUCUGCACCAAGAGGACAUCGAGGCCAUUGCUGCCGCGGCCAAGCAUGGCUCCGUGAAGGAGAUCAAUGACCGCAAGGGCUACUUGGCCUUCAAGCACAGGGUGUGGCGGUUCGAGCUCCAGCUCCGAUCUCUUUCCCCCGGGCUUUAUGCCCGGCUGAUGGGCCUGAUGCGCAGCGCGGAUGAGGCGCAGUGGCAGCGGCUCUCUGCGAAGUCCAAGAAAGUUUAUCCGGAGGUGGAGUACAUCGAGUACGAUGUGGAGGAGAUGGGGGAGCCUUGCUUCAUCGAGCCCCACGUUGACAACAAGUCAGCCGUGACCCUGGUAGCGAUGCUUUCGGCUCCCGAUGCCUAUGUCGGAGGGCACAGCUGCUUUCGGAGGGCCGCAGGAAGCCGCGGCCACCGCGAGGUCUCGCUUCAGAAAGGGGACGUGGUGCUUUUCCGUGGCGAGAAGCUCGUACACUGGAUAACGCCUGUCACAGCCGGCCGGCGCGUGAUUCUGCAGAUCGAGCUGUCGCGCGUGUGA
Messenger RNA from Symbiodinium natans, 2436 nucleotides. NCBI's taxonomy places the organism in Eukaryota, Dinophyceae, Suessiales, Symbiodiniaceae. The record is from the annotation of a GenBank genome assembly.